Messenger RNA from Perkinsus marinus ATCC 50983, 849 nucleotides. RefSeq lists its product as hypothetical. NCBI's taxonomy places the organism in Eukaryota, Perkinsozoa, Perkinsida, Perkinsidae. The record is from RefSeq and is a predicted model, not a curated record. The transcript has a single exon. The annotation marks the transcript as partial.
GGGCUAAUCUCUCUGUGGCUGAAGUGAUGGAUUCUGGGACUAGUCUGCAAGUGUUGUGUAAGCGCAUCGAGAUGGCGGUGAUCGCCGCCCAGCCGGAUGAUACCACUCCUCCGCCACAUCUGGUACCGGCUGGCGGUGAGGAGUAUGCGGUUUAUACCAACGAAUCUCUCUGGACUGCCGCUGUAUGCGAUUGGUUGUUGGCGGCGAGUACUCCCCUAGAGACGACUCGGGUUCAAUCCGCGGUUGGGGCGAUUGUUAAGAAGCACCCUUCCUUACGGUCAUACCCAGCAGAUAAGCAGAUGGAUGAGACCAUCAGUGUCCUUACUAAGGCUAGCGCCUACUUCCAUCUGCGAGGCUGGGGGAAGGAAUCAAAAUUCGGCACACUGCUCAGCUGGUGCGUGUGCGAACUGUGGCCGAGAAUCGCGGUUAAGGCUGAUGACGAGGGGCCGAGGGUUAUUGAGUGCACGUAUGAUAUGAGCGAAGCGAAGGAUGUCGUGCGAUGCACUGAUCGCCUUUGGAGGGAGUACCCGUUCGAGCCACCAUUCCAAGUUUUCCUACUGCGGCCUGCAUCAGGGGAGGGUGCGAAUUAUCUGUACAUUAAGACCACCCAUUUGCUGUCGGAUGGCUACUGUGUAUUGCCGCUGGUGAUGGAUUUUGAGAGGUUCAUCAACGAGCCGGAGGAGAGCCCAGUGGAGCUCAACCCGUACUGCAUACUCCAGAAGCGACUUAGAGAUACUAUCGAGAUGAAACCGGGCAUAGCUAGCGGAUAUAAUUUCGAGCAGCAGAUGGAGAAGUGGCAGAGUUGGGAUCGGGGGACGAUCAAACGACGGACUUUAUGGCUGGAGAAAG